Molecule: messenger RNA, 1113 nt
Organism: Dendronephthya gigantea
Lineage: Eukaryota; Metazoa; Cnidaria; Anthozoa; Malacalcyonacea; Nephtheidae
Exons: 5
Coding region: 1-1113 (370 amino acids)
Source: RefSeq, a predicted model, not a curated record
AUGGAUGAAGUUAACUUGGAGUACGUAAAAGAUCUCGUUGUUAACCAAAGAAAAACACACUCUGAAGUAAGCCUGAUAUUACAAGAAGCGUUUCCAGGAAAAAGAGGAUUUAGUGAAAGAUCAGUAAGAAGAUUUUGCUGUGAGAAUGACAUACACUCACAACAACGUGUAUCUAAUGACGAUUUGGAACAAUGUGCAAGGACAGUUGUUGCCAAGGUUGGGCCAGCAUGGGGUCGGAAAAUGGUGAAGGGCUAUAUGAGGAGCAUUGGUGUCACAGCUGGUGAAAAGCGCAUUGGUAGGGCUUUGUCUAUAGUGUCUCUCGCAUAUCAAGCCAAACGAAAUGCCAACACAGCAAGACAAGUCAAUCCAGUGCCAUAUAAUGCUGAGUAUUUUGGUCACAAAUUACAUUUGGAUCAAAAUGAAAAAUUGGCAUUGUAUGGGUUAACUAGAAAUGUUGUUUUACAAUAUGGAAUGUGGGACCAAAUACGCGUGGAUCAUGGAACAGAAUUUUAUCUCACAUUGCAUGUGCAAAACAGGUUGCAAGAGUAUAGAGGAAACGUAACUAGAUCACCUUACAUUCAGACCACAUCAAAGCAGAGUCUUCCUGUUGAGAGAAAGUGGGUAGAGUUUAACACUCGUGUAAAUUACCCUAUUAAAAGUGUUCUCAAUUCAAUGGCUAAUGACGAACUCAUAUAUAUGGAUGAUGACAUUACCAAAUUCUGCGUAUCAUGGUUUGUGUCGAGGGUUGCAGAUACAGGAAUAAAACAGGUUAUUGACAGUUGGAACAAUCAUCCUAUUCCAGGAAAGGGAGUUCCAAAUGAAAGAAUGCAAGCAAGUAACAAAGCAUGCUUGCUACCAACACAAGAUUUACUACCAAGUAAGGAACAAGCUGUGGCCUUAUAUGAAAGUGAAGGAGGAACUAUUACCCUACCAGAAUUGUUUGGAGUUGAUCCCAUUUAUGAAAACCCACAGCUGAAGAAAUUGCGUUUUGAUUCAUUUGUUGCUGCUUAUCCUAAUUUCAGUACAAUCUUUCAUGGUGUGGUAAAUGGAGAGAGUUACCUUUUUAAAGAAGGCCUUCAGCAUUUUAUAUCUUUGACAACAAAUCAACAUUAA